AUGCGUAUUUCACAAAUGAGAGAUUGUUUUCUUUUGAUGCCAUCUGGGGAAUUCAUCUUAGUUAGGUAUAUGAAUGGCUUACAACUGCUGGGGUUUUGCUUCGCAUUUUUCGGACUUGCCAGUACCUUCUUAGGCUUACUAGAUGUCCUUUUAAUCCCGUUAUAUUCCCGAGACAAUAAAAAUUAUCCGUUUGAGUUCAGCUUAGCAAAUGCCUAUGGUCUCCCCAUUCUUACUGGCGUUCUAAUUGUAUCUACUGGAGCUAUGGCUCUGCGCACAGUAAUCAGUGAACGUUUUACUUCUCUACGACGAUUUUACAUAUCACUGUGGUUAAUAUUACUUCUAACUGUUGUCUAUUGGUGCUGCCUUAUAGCUGCUAUUUCUUGUGGAUAUUUUUCAUCCAAUACGUCGUACGAUAUUUCCAAUUCACAUUUGGUCACGAGAGUUUUUACAGCUGUGAAUUCUGGUCUUUCACUUAUCCCCUGCUUUACUGGCCUAGUUUUGUACAGUCGUCCUGUUCUUAGUAGACAUGGAGAAGUGUUUUGUUGCAACUCCUUAUUCCAACGAUUACGGAGCUAUGUGCCUUACAGACAACUUUCAACAAAUCAAACUCGAACAAGUAGUACUGAUUCGGUAUCUGCAUGA
Trichobilharzia regenti is the source of this 642-nucleotide messenger RNA. The record is from the annotation of a GenBank genome assembly. NCBI's taxonomy places the organism in Eukaryota, Metazoa, Platyhelminthes, Trematoda, Strigeidida, Schistosomatidae.